Molecule: messenger RNA, 577 nt
Organism: Astrephomene gubernaculifera
Lineage: Eukaryota; Viridiplantae; Chlorophyta; Chlorophyceae; Chlamydomonadales; Astrephomenaceae
Source: the annotation of a GenBank genome assembly
CGAUGGUGGAGGGAGUCAGGGAGGAGGAGGAGGAGGAGGGGCAGCAGCAGCAGCAGGGGGGAAGGAGGCGGGUAGCGGUGUAGCGCUGAGGGCGGCAGCGGCGGCGACGGAGGGCGCUUCGGCAACGCCUGUCGCGGUUGUUGCUGGGGAGGUGAAGGCCUCCAAGGCUGCUACGGCGGCCGUAAAGGGUGCAUCGGGCGUAUCGACAUCAGCAGCAGUAGCAGCCGGGAAGGAAGCAGCGCAUGCCUCGACGAAGACGGCUGUGACCGGGGAAGAGGGGGCCCAGGCCGCAGGAGGGAAAGGGAAGGGGGGUGCUGCGGUGGCGCCUUCUUCGCUCCGGCGGUCGCGGCGGUUACGACAUGGCUUGCGGCGGCAUGCAUGAAACAGUGCUAUGAUGGGGGCUGGUGUGGUGUAAGGCGGCGCCUAGGUUAGGGGCAUGUAUGGUAUGCGGUGCGGCCAUGGUGAAUUCUUGGGGCUGUCGUCUCUUCCGUAAUUCACUACCGGUAUUCCUGAACGCGAUCCGCAUGUCGUGAGCCCCUCAGGGACUAUGGCAAUCUAGCUUCGGUUCUUGGUCUGG